Arachis ipaensis is the source of this 742-nucleotide messenger RNA. Lineage: Eukaryota; Viridiplantae; Streptophyta; Magnoliopsida; Fabales; Fabaceae. The record is from RefSeq and is a predicted model, not a curated record.
UGUGCCGGCAUCCCAAACAACCACUGAGACAGAUUUUGAACCAACCCCUAUGAUACAGAUUGAAGGGACUACAGAAACCACUCCUGAAAUCCCCAAACAACUUCAAGAGACCACACCCACGGUUCCCCCAGCUCCAACUAAAAUUCAUCCAGACGCAGAAGACGCUGCUGCCCUGUUGAUGAUGGCACGGACAGCGUCCUAUGUUCCUAAAACAGAUCCAGGGGUGCCAUCAUUCAGCCUUGGAUUGACUGAUUCAAGCCAGGAGGGGGCGUCAACGCAGGAGACAGAAAGGAAAAAAUCUCCAGAAGCUGCGAAUUUGAUAGAACAAUUGGACAGUUUGGUCCAAAGAAUAGCAAGCAGCACGGCGAAGGGAAAAAACACAAGUCCACAAAUUCAGAGGGAGACUGGGGGAGAAAGUUCUGCAAAGUUUGAAACUCCUGGGGGAAUGAAUCAAAUUCCAGAUGAUAUGAAACAAAAGUGCUACAUCUGGGGGACGAGACUGAAGGAAGAUGCAGAUGGCAAUACUAACGAGUACGAGGAAAUGUGCACUCUGAUUAGCCAAGGAGAAUACAUUUUGAUGAGAAUGCACAUUGCCUCCCUCCAGGCAAAAAGUGAUAUAGAAUCUCAGGUAAUAUUAGAAUAACAUUAAUCUUUUUACACCAAAGUCAAUUACAAUGCUUAUUAAUGUAAAAUUGAUUUUGGCAUAUAUUUCUAGAUUGUAUCUGCCAUCUGCCUCAUCCUC